ACAACCAAUACACAGCCGCCACAGCAGUCGUUCGAGCCAAACGACAACGACCACAACAACCAUGAGUUCCCAAGCCAGCAAGCGAUCCAAAGAUGAGUCUGGGGAGCCUGUCCUCAAGUUCCGCAACUACAGGCCAACCGGCGACGCCUUGGCGGCGUCACCGUUCCUGAAGGCCAAAACCCAAGCAUCCGAUACACAGGAGGACGAAGACGAUGCUGCGUUGCCGUUUGACUUUCCAGACACCAGUGCCGACAAGGGCGAGGCGGAGCAAGACGGCGGUGCCAUGGAGGAGGCGGAGGACGAGGACGAGCACGCGCAGCCCAACAAGCACGCGCAGCACGCAGACAAAACAGAGGAAGAAGAUGAGCUUGUGCGGCCACCAGAUGCCCUCGAACGCGAUGUUCAGGAGCGUUUGAAACAGAUGGACGAGGAGGACCCCAUGAAGGACAUCCAAAGCUCAACAGUCGAGGACGUGCUGAGCAUAGCGCCUCGCAAAGUCGACUGGGAUUUGAAGCGCAACAUUGCGCCGCGUCUUGAGAAGUUGGAGAAGCGAACAAACCGCGCCAUUGCCGAGCUCAUCCAUGAAAGGCUGAGGGACGCAAAAGAGAAGCAGAAGUUUGAGGCGUUGCAGUCCAAGGCGUCCGCCUGAUACGAGACGUGUUGUGGUGGAAGGAAGAGAGAAACGUGAGAGAAAGGGCGAUUGGGCGGGCUCGAGCGUGGCAGUAAGGGUUGGAAGGUGGCAUGGAAGGGCCUUUUGUGUGGGAUGCAAGGACGGGCGUGUGUGCACUCUGUGGUAGUUUUGUGGACAUGCACGGUGGGCGAGUGGAAGGACACUGGCGUUCGUUCUUGUUAACUGAGAGAUUGAAGCAUCGAAAAGUACGCCGUGCGUGCAUCGAAGAGACACACAGCGAACCAAGCACGCACG
Messenger RNA from Salpingoeca rosetta, 925 nucleotides. RefSeq lists its product as uncharacterized. Bases 62 to 649 code for a protein of 195 amino acids. The transcript has 6 exons. The record is from RefSeq and is a predicted model, not a curated record. NCBI's taxonomy places the organism in Eukaryota, Choanoflagellata, Craspedida, Salpingoecidae. Gene Ontology annotation, cellular component: post-mRNA release spliceosomal complex; U2-type spliceosomal complex.